Molecule: messenger RNA, 741 nt
Organism: Rhododendron vialii
Lineage: Eukaryota; Viridiplantae; Streptophyta; Magnoliopsida; Ericales; Ericaceae
Exons: 2
Coding region: 327-644 (105 amino acids)
Source: RefSeq, a predicted model, not a curated record
UUUCGAGCAGUUAAGGAAAACAUCAACUCGGUGAAGGAUUUUCUAUUUCAGUGUUACUCAAAUUGUCAAGGGCUUUGAGAUAUUUCUACUUUAUUUACAUAUUGACUAUUUGGUAGUUGUACAUUCUUGGUAUUUUGUGUCAUAUCAAAUAUAUGCCUUCUGUAGGCUACAUUACCUUGACUCAGGGUAAGGUCUAGGUGUCUGUUUCAUGUACUUUCUUGAAAUUAAGAUUGCUAUCUGAAUUUGUUUGUUUGAGUGAUGCCCUUGUACAUAGAUAUUCCUUGGCAUGGGUAUGUCUGAUGACAAUCAUGCUCUGAAAUGUAAACAUGAUGGAUCCUACGUUGUUCUUUCACCAUCGUCCUGUAUCUCAGCAGCAGACUGGUAUGGUUUGCAACAUUGUGGGACAAGUGACAGGACUAUUUUCAGAAUCCCAAUAUGUUGCUCUUGAUAAGCUUUCUGAAACUCUAAACCGGCAUCGUUCUCUAAACAAACUAUUACGUACCAUAAUUUCAACUUGGGAGGUGGUCGGCUUCCAUGGGAGUAUUGGCAUGUACUUGGAUGCCACUGGAGUCCACAUUCAGCAGUGGUUAGACCCUCCACAUACUUCUGGAUUGCUGAUUGGGACUCUGAUUGCGUGUAUUUGACCAUUGAGGUUGUGUUCGGAUCAUGGAUCUGUGACGGGUUUUGCGAAUGCUGUAUUUUUUUUGAAUGGAAGAAACUUCUCGAAUGCUACUUGGGAUC